Armigeres subalbatus is the source of this 1843-nucleotide messenger RNA. Its product is annotated as apyrase-like. Gene Ontology annotation, cellular component: plasma membrane. Gene Ontology annotation, molecular function: 5'-nucleotidase activity. NCBI's taxonomy places the organism in Eukaryota, Metazoa, Arthropoda, Insecta, Diptera, Culicidae. Bases 44 to 1783 code for a protein of 579 amino acids. The record is from RefSeq and is a predicted model, not a curated record. Gene Ontology annotation, biological process: AMP catabolic process. The transcript has 4 exons.
AAGAAAAUGGUACAUCGAACCAUAUUAGCGGUGUCUUGGCCAAAUGCGAGAAAGACAGUAUCACUACUCGGUGAAUUUAGUUGUUUUUUUUUUCAUAAUUAGAUAUGUACAUCAAUCACAGCCAAUGGAACAGUUCAUCAUUGAGAAAAUGAUCUCAACGUGGUGGUCAUGGAUGGUUUUACUGGCACUGGUAUUCGUGAUUCGAGCUGAGGACGACCUGUAUGAACUGUCGAUCAUCCACGUCAACGACAUUCACGCCCGUUUUGAGGAGACCAAUGGGUAUGGUCCAACAUGCAAUCCAGAGGAUGGAGAUAUCUGCAUGGGAGGAUACGCACGGACGGUGGCUGUUGUGAAAAAUUUGCUUUCCAAUAGAAACAAUCCACUCUACUUGAACGCUGGGGAUAAUUUUCGGGGUUCCCUGUGGUACAACGUUCAUCGAUGGAAUGUUACGGUGGAGCUUUUGAACAUGCUGCCAGCUGAUGCUAUGACCAUAGGCAAUCACGAUUUCAUCCAUGGGGUCGACGGAGUGGUUCCGUUUUUGGAAGAGAUCAAUACACCGGUUCUGUUGGUCAACGUUGACAACAAGGAUGAGCCGGAAUUUAAGAACUACCAAAAGUCGUUGAUUAUCGAACGGAAUGGACGAAAAAUCGGACUUAUUGGAGUCAUGUUGAAACCGAACAACGCUGAUGUUGGAAACCUUAUUUUCAAUGAUGUCACGGAAACUGUUCGAGAGGAAUCAGUUGUCCUGAACAGACAAGGCGUGGAUAUAAUUGUUGUGAUUUCACAUUGUGGGUUUGAUGUGGAUAAAACUAUCGCAGAAUAUGCUGGACCUGAAGUAGAUAUAAUCGUUGGAGGUCAUUCGCAUACAUUCUUGUACUCAGGUGAAAAUCCGAAUAUUCCAGACGUCCCGCAAGGUGAAUAUCCGACAGUUGUAACGCAGGAAAAUGGCCACAAAGUGUUGGUUGUCCAAGCUUCUGCAUUCACAAAGCUUGUAGGAGAUAUUGUGCUAUUUUUCGAUGAGAAUGGAAUCAUUCAACGAUGGGAAGGAAAUCCAAUUUAUUUGGGUGCCGAUGUGUUACCAGACCCGGAUGUUGCACAAGCCAUGAUUCCAUGGAAGCUUGCCGUCGAAGAGGCAGCCGUACGUGCUGUUGGUCUCUCAAGUGUAGUUUUGUCGGAUGCGAACUGCAGUUCUGGCGAAUGCAGUCUGGGGAGCUUGAUAGCCGAUUCGAUGGUAUCGGCCUACAUCCCGUUGGCUGAGCCUGGACAGUGGACAUAUAGUGCCAUUGCUUUGAUUCCUGCUAGUGACAUUCGUGCGAGUUUAAACGAAGGAGAAAUUACCUACGCUGACGUUUUGGAUGUUCUACCUUAUGAGAAUAAUCUGAUUAGCAUUGAACUACGUGGUGAUUAUCUUUUGGACAUCCUGGAGGAGUCUGUGGCGCAAUCUUGGGAUGGGGAAAGUUUUGUUGGAACUAAUUUGAUGCAAGUGUCUGGACUUCGGGUUAAAUACAAUGUCUCCAACCCUGUGGGGGAGCGAGUUGUUUCCCUGGAAGUCAGUUCCAAUGACUUUGAGCUUCCGCUUUUUGGCCCUCUCGAUCCUCUGAAGUAUUAUCGUGUAAUAACAAACUAUUACACAUCACGUGGUGGUAACGGAUUCCUUCAAUUUUCGGAUCGUGCACGUAGCAAGCUUCUUGGACCACUAGACAACGUGGCAUUUGAAGACUACGUUCGACAACAUUCUCCAGUGACGCAGGAAACCGACGGCAGGAUUGAGAUCUAUUCAUAGUAUAGACAGCACACCAAGCUUGAGAAAUAAAUUCAAAUAAAGUAGCAUGAUCGUAAAAUA